Molecule: messenger RNA, 1766 nt
Organism: Malus domestica (apple)
Lineage: Eukaryota; Viridiplantae; Streptophyta; Magnoliopsida; Rosales; Rosaceae
Product: calcium/calmodulin-regulated receptor-like kinase 2
Biological process (GO): protein phosphorylation
Molecular function (GO): ATP binding; protein kinase activity
Source: RefSeq, a predicted model, not a curated record
AAUUUUUCCCCACCCAUUUAAUCAUAAUUUCCUUUUAAUCGCCUCACCAAGCCAGUCUCACGCCCGUCAAAAACCGCGUCCUCCUUUUAUUCCAUCAACUCCGAGUCCUACUCGGACACCUGCUUUUUGCUUUUGCUUUCAGUUUUCUUCCCUUUUAAUUUUAUGCAGUUUUUCUAAUAUUCUUCAACUGGGUCACUGUCCUUUGAGUCAUCAACCUUGACCCAGUAUCUGCAAUAACGGUUCAGAGAAUCAGAGUCAAAGAAACAAAUGGAUCAGAAUUCGUUUCUGGGUUUUCAGCCGGUGAGAUAAUCCGUGGCAUUUAUGCCCUGCAAGAUGUUCUCAUUGCCUGAAUCUCAGAAGAGACCAAAGAAUGGUUCAUCAAACUGAUCUUGUUAUCAUUGGCGUCUCUGUUGGUCUAGCCCUCGGAAUUUUGAUUGCUGUACUCAUAUUUUUUGGCAUAAGGUGGUAUAAAAAGCGUGCUAAUCUACGACAAUGUGCUAAUGAGCGUAGUCUUACCACUCUACCUAUACGCACAAAUGGCUUAAGUACAACCACUGACUAUAGUGCGUCUCUUUCAACUUCCAAAGCUAUUCAAGGAACCGAGAACCUUCAAAAAAGUUCUCCGCUCUCUUGGUGGAGUCAUCACAGCAAAGAUCGAUUUGCUUCUGCAUCAGGCGUACUUAGAUACUCUUACAAAGCUGUACAGAAAGCCACUCAGAAUUUCACAACCCUUUUGGGACAAGGUUCAUUUGGUCCGGUAUAUAAAGCAAAAAUGCCUGCUGGAGAGGUAGUAGCUGUUAAGGUCCUUGCUUCGAAUUCUAAGCAGGGAGAGAAAGAGUUCCAAAGAGAGGUAUCUCUGCUAGGAAGACUGCAUCAUCGGAAUCUAGUGAAUCUAGUAGGAUAUUGUGUAGAUAAAGGGCAGCGUAUGCUAAUCUACGAGUUCUUGAGUAAUGGAAGCUUAUCGAACCUUCUGUACAGUGAAGAACAACAGGUUUUGAGCUGGGAUGAAAGGCUACAAAUUGCUCUUGACAUUUCACAUGGAAUUGAAUACCUUCAUGAAGGGGCUGUCCCACCAGUUAUACAUCGUGACUUAAAAUCUGCUAAUAUACUGUUAGACGAGUCGUUGAGAGCUAAGGUUGCUGAUUUCGGAUUGUCUAAGGAAGAGGUCUAUGAUGGCCGGAAUUCUGGUCUGAAAGGUACCUACGGCUACAUAGAUCCGGUAUACAUAUCUACAAACCAGUUUACAAUGAAGAGUGACAUCUACAGUUUCGGAAUUAUCAUAUUUGAGCUAAUUACAGCCAUCCACCCUCACCAAAACUUGAUGGAAUACGUUAGUCUCGCUGCUAUGGCUCCAGAUGGCGUUGAUGAAAUACUUGAUAAGCAACUGGUUGGAGAAUGCAACAUCGAAGAAGUGAGGAUGCUAGCUAGAGUUGCUCACAAAUGCUUACAUCAAUUACCGAGAAAGCGGCCUUCCAUAGCAGAAGUGUCCCAGGCUAUAUUGAAGAUAAAACAGCGGCGUCUCGCUAAAGAAGAUACCAUGUCUUUUGCAGGUGAGGAGUUUUCAAGGGCUGUAAGCCGAAUAGAAGUUCAGCAGGUGGAGCUGAGUAGAAUAGCGAGCGUGAACGAAAGAGUAACUGAAUGAACAAGAAGAAUUUUGUUUCCAGUUUUGAGCUUGCGUCUGUUCAUUUUAGAUGUUGAAUAUCAUACACCAGAACAUCGUAGAAUUUUCCCGUCUUAGUAAUACAUAUAUAUAUGCUUGAAACAAA